Molecule: messenger RNA, 1731 nt
Organism: Zymoseptoria tritici IPO323
Lineage: Eukaryota; Fungi; Ascomycota; Dothideomycetes; Mycosphaerellales; Mycosphaerellaceae
Exons: 3
Coding region: 1-1731 (576 amino acids)
Source: RefSeq, a predicted model, not a curated record
AUGACGCUAUUCCGCGACACAACCAACAGGAGUCCGAUCGUCUACACAAGAGACUUUGCAUAUCCGGAAACUGGUACAGCCGUUGUUCAACCACGGCGCGCGAGCAGAACCAAAAUUGCGUUGGUCAGUGCGGACGCAUUCGCUAGGCUACUUACGGGACCAAUGGUUGACUUCUUUGUAGGCCCGGAGAGGGAGCACUGGAGUGUCCACCACAGCCUGCUAGCUCAUCAUACUUCAGGUCCUGAAAAAGAGAACCUCUCAUUGGGCCCGAAUUAUGCUACGCAGGUACCUCAUUCCACAGAUGAUGCCACCAUAGUGCUGCCUGAGUGCUCCACGGCCAGCUUCGAGCUACUAUUGCCAUUCCUCUAUCAAGGCAAGCAUCCGCCAAACGCUUCAGACCUACCCACCAAUGAAGCAAAGUACGCCCACGCCACAAGCUGCCACGGUCUACAUCUCAUCGGCAAACGCCUGCGUCUCUGGCCUCUCUCGGACCUCGCCCUAGAUGCCUAUCGCUCCGCUCUCCACUCCGCACAUCUCGUUCCGGAUCCGGCAGAGCUCACGACCAUCUACAAAGGCUGCGGCCCCGAGCAUGAAGCGCUCAAGAAAUUGAUGAUACGCAUUGCGGCGAGGCAGAUUAUGGAUCCGGAAGUGGAGAGGGAUGUUGGUGCUUAUGAGGAGCUUUUCGGCAGCUGUCCUGAGUUUGCGGUGGGUGUGUUGCGAGUGAUUCGGGAGGAGUCGGGUGGGAUGCUGUUGCGAGAUCCGAAUGAGGGUGGAUGGGCCUGUACGUUUCAUGACCAUGAGGAUGGAGAAGAGUGCGAUGGCAUGAUAUGGCCGGAGGUGGAGGACAUUCGGACAGAUUUAAAAACUGCAACGAGGAGUCGAGAGUCCGACAAACCCAUCAGCUCAACAGACAAGCCCAAACGACCACCGAGAAAGCUCCGCAUCUGCAACGCCACAAUCGAAACACCGGCCAAGUCAAUUGUAGCGGACGAUUCCAUUGAGUAUUCGCCUCCGUAUCGACCUCCGCACCCUGCAUCUAUCAAUGGCAUCAUGAAGAAGUCCUCCUCGAACACUGGAGAAUCAGGAACACAUUUGCCACGACAUCGUUCGAAGUUGGACGGCACUGGAGCCAAAGUUUGCUUUCGAGAUCGCUCACUCAGCUCCUCGAGCGACACGGCUGUGUCCAUCCAGGAUCAGACGCACGUCAGGACUCCAAUCAAGCACGCCAACGGCGGAGGCACAAGCAGAGAUCAUCACGGGAACAAGCUUCCAACCCGGAGGGGCACUAAAUCAAUAUCCAACGGAGAGCAAACUCAAGAUGGUGCAGACCAUUCUCCUGAUCAAGCGAAGUCUGUGCUCGAUCGCACAGGACAAGAACCGGGCGAAAGACUUCCAUGGCUCAAGCAGGAGAACGACUCGCUUAGCCCGACCGUCUCAGCUGAAGUUACCCCCGGCCAUCGUGCGAUCACUCCCACCUCUUCAGGAGAAACGAAAAAGUCGACAAGCACAACACCAAAGCCAGCGAGGAUUAGGCAAGUACCCAGGAUUCCACCCGAGAAUUAUGCUUCACCACGAGAAAUCAGAGUCAAGAACUGGAAGCAAUUAGAUCAGGAGAUGAGGAGACAUCGACCAGGAGCAAAGGAGAAGAGUGAACGUGUAAAAAGUAUCGUGAGAAGACUCGACGGGAUGGACGGCAUCGGAGAGAGGAAAGCCGAGGAGAGGACGAUGUAA